Cephus cinctus (wheat stem sawfly) is the source of this 2560-nucleotide messenger RNA. It is a transcript of the gene Ir68a, whose product is annotated as ionotropic receptor 40a. Lineage: Eukaryota; Metazoa; Arthropoda; Insecta; Hymenoptera; Cephidae. Gene Ontology annotation, cellular component: membrane. The transcript has 8 exons. The record is from RefSeq and is a predicted model, not a curated record. The coding region runs from base 334 to 2541 and encodes 735 amino acids. Gene Ontology annotation, molecular function: glutamate-gated receptor activity.
AUGAUUUAAUGGUCAUUUAAUAAUUAAUAAAACUUUAGAUAAUUCCUUAUCGAGUACUACUUGGCGCGAGACUCGACCGAGUCUCUUGAUUACUCUCCAAUAUAUGUUAUGGAAAAAAGAAGAAUAGUCUCAUUUCUUAUUGAACAAUACUUUAGAUUAAUCGCGUGUUCCACUGGUAAAUCCAAUUUCGAUCUCAUCAGUGAUAUAAAAUAUUCAUUUAACUGUGAGCGACAGGCAAAUUAUUUGUUCCAUUUGAAACAAUGACUCCUUGAUUGCUGUAGUAAAGCGUUUGAAGCACAACAGUACAGUUUAGUUUCACAAAAUUGAUGCAAUAUGAUAAUUAUAAUACUUUUCGUUCAAUGUAUCUUCGCUGCUGAUAAGACAAAUGCUAUACAAGAACGCUCAUGCAUGCGAUCAAAACAAUCCUUAAAAUUAGUUAUUGAACGAAUAAUAAUUGACGAGAUUGCAAAAAAUCACAAGUGUAUUGUCUUCAUUUUCGAUUCUUAUUAUAAGAAAAUUAUAGAAUCUGUUUGGAGUCAAGGACAGCUCGUAACACUAGGCUACGUGAUAUCAAUCCGCCACAACGAAACAUUUUUUCCUUCAGAAAAACGCAUUCAACCAAUUUUGACGAACAGUAAAGAAGCUGGCUGUGACGCGUACGUUAUAUUAAUGGCGAACGAUUUGGAAGUUGUUAAACUACUGCAAUAUGCUGAAGAAAACCGUUUAAUCAACACUCGAGGGGAUUUUUUAAUGCUUUACGACGAUCGAUUAUUCAUACCGGAAAUGCAUUACAUUUGGAAUCGAAUUCUAAACGUCCUCUUCGUACGCCGUUACGAGUCAGUCAACUGUAGAUCCGGUGAACCGUUGAGGAACGAAUGGUUUGAUAUUGUAACAGUGAAUUACCCAAUGAAUUUGAAGAAUUCUGUAACAAAACAUGUAGAUACCUGGUACAAAGGAAGAUUUAGAUACGGAGUUAAGCUCUUUGAUGAAAAAACAAAAAAUCUUCAUGGCAAAAGUUUAAAAGUGGCAAUAUUUGAUCACAUUCCAGCUGUAACAAAACAUGCAUUGACAUAUUCCAGAAAUAAAUCUAAUCCAGAUUCCAAAGCAUUAGGUAUAGAAUAUGAAUUGAUGAAGAUUGCGGAAAAGUCAAUAAAUUUUAAGGCAUUGGUAUACGUGCCACCGGAUGUAAAAACAGAACGUUGGGGUUCACUAAGAGAUAAUGAUUCGUAUACUGGAUUAUUGGGAGAAGCAGUUUCAAGAAAUGCUGUAUUUUUUCUUGGUGAUCUUCAUUAUACAACAGAACAUCUUCAUGUGCUCGACUUAUCUGUUCCGUAUCAUACAGAAUGCUUGACCUUUCUUACACCAGAAGCUUUGAAUGAUAAUUCAUGGAAGCUGCUUGUUCUACCUUUCAAGUUGUACACAUGGAUUGCAGUACUAUUUACUUUAUUUGCUGGUGGAUUUAUUAUACACUUCUUUGCUAUUUAUUAUAAAAAUCAUGUAAUGUUACAUAAGAACCACACAAUCGACAAUGCUGCAAAGAAUGGAGCUUUAAAGGAACUCGUUGCACCAAAAAAAAGUAUUAGUAAGAAAGCGAAAUUUAAUCAGGAAUCUCGAGGCCUACGUAUAUUUAUGGAAAUACAAAACAGCAUUAUGUAUACAUAUAGUAUGUUAAUGCUAGUAUCUUUGCCACGUUUACCUGAUGCCUGGUUUCUUCGUAUAUUUAUUGGAUGGUGGUGGCUGUACAGUAUUUUAGUAUCUGUUGCUUAUCGUGCAAGUAUGACUGCAACUCUAGCUAAUCCUGUACAAAGGGUAACUAUCGACACGUUAAGCCAAUUGGCUAAUAGUCCAAUAGCCGUUGGUAGUUGGGGAGAGGGCCGAAAGCAAUUUUUCUUAUCAUCUUUGGAUCCGAAUACACAGAAAAUCGGAACUAAAUUCGAGGUGACCACUAUUGAGGAUGAGGCUAUAUCACGAGUAGCAAAUGGAACAUUUGCUUAUUAUGAAAAUAUCUACGUUUUGCGCGAAGCUCGUGCUAAACGACAAGCUUUGGAGGUGAAACGAAGAAAAAGUGCAUCUAAGCUGAAUCGUACAUUUAAGCAAGAUCGAAAUUUGCAUAUAAUGCAAGAAUGUGUUAUAAAUAUGCCGAUUGCCCUUGGUCUGGAUAAAAAUUCUCCACUGAAACCAAACGUGGACCGGCUUGUAACUAAAAAACUAAUUGUAUUACCGCCACAUAUAACUUUAUCAGUAUUGAAAUCAUUGUAUGAUGUAUUCCUGCAACAGGUACAACGAGCUAUAGAAGCCGGUUUAGUUCAGAAAUGGUUGAACGACGUGAUGGAAUGGGCCAAGAAUUCCGAAAAACCUUUAGAUACUAAUGCUCCAAAAGCUCUUAUAAAUCUUCACAAACUUUACGGAGCAUUAGUUGCUCUCGGAAUUGGAUAUUCUCUUGGCUUUAUAACGUUAGUAUAUGAAAUACUACAUUGGAAAUACAUUGUUCUCAAAGAUUCGAAAUACGACAAAUAUUAUCUGGAUGUGUUCUAUAAGUAAAUAAACGGGUAUCACUAAA